AUGUAUUUCUACGGCUUGUCAGCAUCCAAUCCACGACAUCCACAUGCCGUUGUCGUUCUCUAUCCUAACCCUUCACAAGCAAACCCUCUGGUCGAACGAGCCCUCUCCAAUGCCCCCAACGGCUACGUCCCCACCGAAGUCGACUGCCCGCCCAACCGCCCCGAAAUCCGUAACGCCGACGGCCUCUCCCAGGCCGAAAAGGACUGGCUCCCCCUCCGCCGCAAUGCCACCGUGCCCGCCAUCCGCGACCUGCUGCGUCGCGUCGCCAUCCCCGGCUUCGACUCGGAAGCCUACCUCGCCAACGUCGGCACCGAUGCGACCGCGCUGCCGAACAUCGGGAUAGCCGCGUCCGGCGGCGGAUAUCGUGCGAUGCUGUGCGGCGCCGGGAUGCUGGCUGCGUGGGAUAGUCGGACGACGGGGGCGACGGGGGAGGGGCAGUUGGGCGGGCUGCUGCAGAGCGCGACGUAUUUGUCAGCGUUGUCCGGGGGUGGAUGGUUGGUGGGGAGUUUGUAUUCGAAUAACUUCACCACGGUGGAGAAGUCGAUCGCGCCGAAUUCGAAGGUUUGGCAAUUGAAUGCAUCGAUUGCGGAAGGACCGAGCGAUAUCAAUAUCGUGUCGUACGCCAGUGACGUAUAUUCGGCUAUCGACGAAAAGGAGAGCGCUGGAUACAAUAUCUCCAUUACGGAUUUCUGGGGUCGGAUGCUGUCUUACCAGCUCAUUGAUGCUCCAGAUGGCGGUAUUGGCGUCACCUUCUCGUCCAUUGCAGAGGACAAGGACUUUUCGUCUGGAAAUGCGCCUCUGCCGCUGAUCGUGGCGGACGGACGAUCUCCUGGCGAAAAGCUGAUUCCCGUCAACACCACCAUCUUCGAGUUCAAUCCUUGGGAACUUGGGUCAUUUGAUUCCGGCCUCCAAGGGUUCGUGCCUCUGAAAUACGUCGGCUCGAACUUCUCGGGAGGAUUUCUUCCUAAAGACGAGAAAUGUGUCGAGGGUUUUGAUAACGCCGGGUUUGUGAUGGGGACAUCUUCCUCCCUCUUCAACCAGUUCAUCCUCCAGAUCAACACCGUCUCCGCCAGCUUCCCUAAGGUUCUCGUCAACCUCGCGGAGAGCGUCCUCAACCACAUCGGUGACGACGAGAAUGAUAUCGCAGACUGGACCCCCAACCCCUUCUACAAUUUCAAGAACGAAACCAAUCUCUCCGCCUCCAGCAGGCGACUGACUCUUGUCGACGGCGGCGAGGACCUCCAAAACAUUCCCUACCAUCCGCUCAUCCAGAACUCCCGUGCCGUCGACGUCAUCUUCAGCUUCGACUCCUCCGCCGACACGGAAUACUCCUGGCCGAACGGCGCCUCCCCCGCCGCGACCUACGCACGCAGCCAGGAAGACAUCGCCGCCGGUACCUCCUUCCCCGCUGUCCCAGACAACGUCACCUUCGUCAACCUGGGCCUGAACACCCGGCCGACGUUCUUUGGGUGCGACAGCGCGAACACCACCGGGCCUUCCCCGCUCAUCGUCUACAUCCCCAACUACCCCUACGUCUUCUCAUCCAAUAUCACCACCUUCACCUUCGAGAUCAACAACACCGACCGCAACGCCAUCAUCCAGAACGGCUGGGACGUCGCCACCAUGGGCAACGCCACCCGCGAUCCACAAUGGCCGGUGUGCGUCGGCUGCGCCAUGCUGCACCGCAGCUGGGAGCGGACGAAGACUCCCAUCCCGGAGGCGUGUAACGAGUGCUUUUCCAAGUAUUGCUGGGACGGCACUGUGAAUGCGUCGACUCCUGCAGAGUAUGAUCCACCGUUUGUGCUAGAUCCGGUGUCGGUCGAGUCCGGGGCAUUGCGGAGGGAGUCGCCCGCUGCGAUGGUGAUGUUGGCGACGGCUGUGAGCAUCGUUUCCUUGGCGCUGCUUUGA
This is a messenger RNA of Eremomyces bilateralis CBS 781.70, 1908 nucleotides long. RefSeq lists its product as uncharacterized. Gene Ontology annotation, biological process: glycerophospholipid catabolic process. The record is from RefSeq and is a predicted model, not a curated record. NCBI's taxonomy places the organism in Eukaryota, Fungi, Ascomycota, Dothideomycetes, Eremomycetales, Eremomycetaceae. Gene Ontology annotation, cellular component: cytosol; intracellular membrane-bounded organelle. Bases 1 to 1908 code for a protein of 635 amino acids. Gene Ontology annotation, molecular function: A2-type glycerophospholipase activity. The transcript is spliced from 3 exons.